Molecule: messenger RNA, 655 nt
Organism: Ilex paraguariensis (yerba mate)
Lineage: Eukaryota; Viridiplantae; Streptophyta; Magnoliopsida; Aquifoliales; Aquifoliaceae
Source: the annotation of a GenBank genome assembly
AUGGAAGAGGGCGUGAGAUCAGGGGGUGUGUUGAAGAAAAAGAGCUCGUCUGGUUGUUUGAUUAUCAAAAAGAAAGGGGAUGGGAUGGGUGGGGUUGGUCCAUCGGGUUCAUGUAAAGAUAAGAAGAGGUCUAGAUUAAUUCUUAGCGAUUUGGGGUCGAGUGAUGAGUUACUAGAGCUAAUUCGGAGGAAAGUAACAGGCAAGUGUCGUAAUGGCUCAGUUGAUUUUAGAAAGAAUGUUGUAGACAAUCGAAAAUUUGUUAGGAAUGACGAAUUUGGAAGUGAAGAGAGAAAUGGAAGUAGGUUAGAUUUGUUUGAAUUCAAUGAAUAUGAUGAAUUCGAUGGAAAGAGGAUCAUUUCAUCUUUGAGGAGAUAGAAGUUUCGGGAAGCGUCCGAUAAGCCUAUCAAGUUUGCAGGGGAAAAAUGGUGUGUUGAAAGUAAUGGUCAAUAAAAAGAAGAUGGGUUAGUUUCAUAGUAGUUACGAUCAUCAGGAAGUUAAGGAUAGAAAGGGUUCUGAGUCCGAGGAUGCUUUUAGAAAGAACAUAGUGGUGCGACCCUCAUCUUAUUUUGACUCAAAACAGGUUUUCGGUUUUCAUUUUUUAUAAAUUGAAAACUAAAGACCAUUUUAGUUUUUAUUAUUUUUAAAAAUUAAAAAU